ACAUUACUACCACAUUAAAAUGGCUGCCUCCUUCGAGUCCACGCCGUUUACACAAGCAGUUUCGAAAAUACUGAACAGUUGGACAGCAUUGCAGUUCGCAGUCAAUCACGGAAUAGGAGGACCCGAAAGCAGAGAGAAAGCGGAAUGGAUGGUAACAGCGAUAUGCACGUGGUUCAACGAAAACAGAGACAUUAAACCAGAUGAACUGGUAGAUUUUUUGGAGGAUGUGCUUGGUGAUGUAUUUGAAGAUUUACAUAUUGAAGAUGACAGCAUACAAAUGGUUGCAAGCCACAUCUGUCAAAGCUACAACCUAAUUGGUACUGGUCAUGCAUCAGAAGUUUUAGGGAUACUGCAGCGGCUGCCUUCAGUCAAUGCUGCACAGUGUCGCAAGGCUGAAACUUCUAAUGAGGAAGUAGAAAUGCCAGAUGACCUGGUGGCAGCUAGUGAUGUGCAGGGGUCUUCUUUUGCAUCACACCCACAAGGCUCACUACCUAAAGGCACAGCGGAGGACUCCCUCAGUAAUGACGAGCAUGGAGAAGGUGAUGCAGGAGACUCGGCAAUGGAUGUAGAAGAAGAAGGAUGGGAAGUGGUACAGCGGGGAAAGAAGAAAAAGUAAUGAAAAUUAAAAGACCACUUGAGAAAACAAAAGCUUCAUAAAAAGCUUGGAGUCUGAUUUGCUACCAUGUUGUGUGCACAAGCUGCCACUCUUUGAGCAUCCUUUGGAUUGGUGUGCAAGUGUUGCUUGUUGCAUAGUCAAAGAACAAGUUUGUUGUCAGCAGUUUUUGUGCUUCUGUUGGCCUGUACAAAGUGGUUCCUCUUCCCCCCCCCCACACCCCAAUGUUUGUUGGACAGUAAAAUUAGGACAUGUGUAAGAGUCAAACUACCCUUGCACUGAGUUUGCUUUUUGCAGCUCUGUUGUCCAACCUGGUACCAUGCAGUGUUACAAAAUGGGCUGAUAAUGUACUCAUUACAGUUCAGACUAUAUAGUAGUCUGUUUAGUCAAAUAAAGUUUAUUCAAUGGAUGUGUAAGCUCUCAACUGCAGAGUGUUAGUAGUAAUUUCAGCCCUUAAUGACUGUUCAACAGACAUUAUGAAAACUGAGAAAGCUCGCUCCUUCUAAAUAAAUUUAAAUCCUACAUGAUGCACUAAACCAGUGACUUUGUACAGAGCAAGGUUGCCACCCUCGUGGGUUACUCCUUGCAACAGUCAAGCGGCACAAGUUGGUCUGGUUCAGCCAUGUGACCCAGCAAAUCACUCUAAUGGCAAGCAAAAUUGUUCUUCAGGAAAACUUGAGGAAUGUCACCACCAAGAGAGACGAAGAACUGGCUUACAAGUGAAGGAGUGGACUGGUCAUUCCAUGCAGGAUCUUCACACCACAGGCCUAAGUGGCCAGUCUUGUCAGCCACUGCAUCUGUCCAGUUCUCUCGAUGACCAGUACCAUCAGACCACCAUAACUGCUCGUCAUAGAUGAAUGUUUUGCCCUGAAAAUCUGGCUGUGACUGGUUUAGAUUGAAAUCUGUGCCAAAUCCUGUUUUUAAAAGUAACUGACUUGUCUUGUGUGAGCAAAAUGUUAUGAAAUGUCCACAAAUAAUGAAUAGUAAUUUAAAUUUAUUGCAUUUACAUUAUUUUCCCCAUCAAAUUCAUUAUUUGGAGUGGAGUAGAAAAUGAGAAUAUUUAACAGAUUCCUGAAGAACUUUAAAAAAGAUGUAUUCUUCAGACCAUUUCACACAAGUACAGGUAAUAAUUAAGAAUAAACAAACAUCUUUGCUUAUGGCAGACACCAUGUUUUUAUUGAUAUUUGCCAUAUACAUAAUUUGGGUGCAGUAAAAUAAACUAGAUGAACUUGCA
Molecule: messenger RNA, 1847 nt
Organism: Pomacea canaliculata
Lineage: Eukaryota; Metazoa; Mollusca; Gastropoda; Architaenioglossa; Ampullariidae
Product: pre-rRNA-processing protein TSR2 homolog
Exons: 6
Coding region: 20-616 (198 amino acids)
Biological process (GO): maturation of SSU-rRNA from tricistronic rRNA transcript (SSU-rRNA, 5.8S rRNA, LSU-rRNA)
Cellular component (GO): nucleus
Source: RefSeq, a predicted model, not a curated record